Molecule: messenger RNA, 1583 nt
Organism: Drosophila mojavensis
Lineage: Eukaryota; Metazoa; Arthropoda; Insecta; Diptera; Drosophilidae
Product: zinc finger protein 32
Exons: 1
Coding region: 272-1483 (403 amino acids)
Biological process (GO): regulation of transcription by RNA polymerase II
Cellular component (GO): nucleus
Molecular function (GO): RNA polymerase II cis-regulatory region sequence-specific DNA binding; DNA-binding transcription factor activity; zinc ion binding
Source: RefSeq, a predicted model, not a curated record
GGCAUUUGUCAAGGUUUGUUUACAUUGAGAUUCGUCUAUAUCUAAAAGGUGUAAGCUAUUUCAUAUUUUCUAAAUAAUUAUUAUUUUGCUUUAAUCCAUUUAAGAAUAAAUUCACAUUCAUUACUCUUGCCAAUCUACUGCCUUAAAGAUUUUUGUUUUAUCAGCAUCGAUAGGCCAACUAUCGUCAAGUAUUUUUGUAAUUUGCGAUAUCUUUCAACUUAGUCCAUCUUUUGUUGUUGUUGAAGAGCAGGUCGAAUAUACAACAUUUGCUAUGGAGCAGAUCUGCCGCACAUGCAUGACCAACUCGGUAGCUCUCGUGGAUAUAUUCACCGAUCAGCGGGAACCUAGCUUGGCCGCAAUGCUCUGCGAGUGCGUCGCCUCCAUCAAAAUCAAUUUGAAUGAUGAGCUGCCACAGAAAAUGUGCCUUUCGUGCAUAUGUGAUAUACAAACUGCAUUUGCAUUCAAGCGCAGGUGCGAGAAAAGUCAUCAGGUGCUUAGCGAGAACUUAAAAAAAAGUGAAAUACUAGAUGCAAUAAAGGUUGAAGUACCAGAGGCGGACACAUAUGUAUUGUUGGGCACUGAGUAUAAUUUACAAGAGGAGCAAAAAGCAUGCAAAAUAGAAGACAAUGAUAACAGCAGUUCCAUUGUUGCUGUAUCUAAUCAAAAUCCAUCUGACCUUCAGCUGUUGAGCACCGCGAUAAAUAUACAGUCAGAAUUGCUGGAAACAGAGAACUGGGAACGGUCAGAGCCAGAUAUGGAUAUAGGUUGCAUCAAAGUGGAACAAGAGGCGCAAAAAUUUGAAUACAAUCCGCUGACAGAUGACGCAGCGAACCAAAAAGAGUUCGAAUCAAAUGCUGCCACAGAACACUCUCCUAGGAGAGAGACCAAAAAGGGGCAAUUUACGUGUCCACACUGCCCAAAACGGUUUUCCCAAAAAUGUCAUCUCAACUCGCACAUACGCAUCCACACAGGCGAGAAGCCAUUUAAAUGCCCGCAUUGUCCGAAAGCCUUUAGCCAGGCUUCAAAUCUCCGCAAGCACAUUUGCAUUCAUUCAGGUGAACGCCCGUUUAAAUGUCCUCACUGUACGCGAGCCUUUACGCGCCACACGGAUCUUCAGUAUCACGUCUCCACGCAUCCAGGCAAACAGACUUACAAAUGCCAGAGCUGCACAAGAUAUUUCAUUGAGGAGGCCGAGCUUGAGGAGCAUAUGCGAUAUCAUAACGGUGAACGUACUUACAAAUGCCAACUUUGUCCCAGGGAAUAUGUGCUCGCCUGGCAGCUGCAGCGGCAUAUCCGCACGCAUACGGGCGAGUAUCCAUUCAAGUGUCCGCAUUGCCCCAAAAAUUGUGUUGACAAAGGAGAGCUUGGCAGGCACAUACGGUCUCACACUGGAGAGCGUCCACACAAAUGUCCACAAUGUCCAAAAGCCUUUACUCGAGCUAGUUAUCUCAAAUCGCACAUAAACGCUCAUACUGAAAAUUAGUGACUUUUAGUGUUAAGCUGAAAGUUGAUUCUGUAAAUAUAUAAAUUAAUGUAAAGUUAUAAUUAGCUAUAUAUUAAAUUAAAUGUGUAAUAUAUAUGUA